Molecule: messenger RNA, 1407 nt
Organism: Penicillium lagena
Lineage: Eukaryota; Fungi; Ascomycota; Eurotiomycetes; Eurotiales; Aspergillaceae
Product: Atg14 domain-containing protein
Exons: 2
Coding region: 1-1407 (468 amino acids)
Biological process (GO): SNARE complex assembly
Cellular component (GO): endosome; lytic vacuole
Molecular function (GO): SNARE binding
Source: RefSeq, a predicted model, not a curated record
AUGAGUUGCCACGCAUGUUCCCGCACUCCUCAUGCUCGCCUGCCCUUUUACUGUCCAACAUGUGCCCGCAACCAGCUCUAUCAGCUUCGCAUCGACAGCACCCAGAUUCUCCUGGAGCGAGAAUUUUUGGGGCAGCAGAUCGAAUCAGUAGUGACCGAUGGAAAUCAUCAAAAGAGAUCUGUGGAGUCCAUUCCUGACUCGUCGCGACGCUGGACCAUCCAAGCGAUCACUACUCGGCAAGCCGAGUUGUCAUCGAGAAGAGAGGUCGUUUCUCGUCAGAUCGAUGACUUGAGAUCAGAGAUCAGGGACAAACAGGCCCACGUCUCCGGCUGCAAGGCACGCCUAUCACGCAGACAUUCUGACGCGGAAUCCGCCAAGUAUCAGCUUUCGGAGCGAGAAACGGGGAUUCUGACAGGCGUCCAGAACACAACGAAGAGGACGGAGCACCUAUGGCACUCCCUGCACAGCAAGACGGCGGAGGCACGCAUCUUCCUUUGUCGGGAAGCGGCGAAUCUAUACGGUUUACGACAGAAAGUCUCGAGGAAAGGACAAGUUCCAGGAGGCUAUGCAAUUGGUGGAAUCGUGAUCAAAGACUUGAGAGACAUGAAUGGUGCUACGCCAGCCCAGAUCUCGACGUCUCUCUCCAAUAUCGCCCACCUGCUUGUCCUGGUCUCACAUUACUUGUCAUUACGACUUCCCGCCGAAGUGACUCUCCCACACCGAAACUACCCGACAGCUACUAUCUACGCACCGGCUGGGUCGUAUCGCGCGCGCGAGACCCCGGACAAGGCUUCUCGAUCCUCCUCAUCCAGUCCGACGGCAUCGAAAACCGCCGAGUCACGCAUCCACUUGCCACGCCCCAGGCCUCUGACAAUUGAAAAACCGCUGACCAAGCUCGUCAAGGAGGACCCGGGAACAUAUGCUCUCUUUCUCGAAGGGGCCACGCUGCUCGCUUGGAAUGUCGCUUGGCUUUGUCGGACUCAAGGCAUCAACCUGGCCUCGGAGUCAUGGGAAGACGUGUGUGACAUUGGGAAGAAUAUGUGGCAGCUCCUGGUCGCCCCGCCCACGCCGGCGUCAACUCUCAUGAGAGCCUUUGCGGGUCGGGACACUCAGACCCAGAUGACAGGCGGCAAAGAUUCACCCAAGACGACGAUCCAGCGGACCAAGUCAUUUCCCAUGCUGGGACACUAUUCUCACGGCACAGCACAUUCCUUCCUCGGGGCCGCGGAGGGAACUGAGUUUAUGCGGACCUGGAAACUGCCGAGCCCGACGAAGAUCGUGGACAAGUUGAAGGCGGUCCUACUUGGGGAGAUGGCGAGUGCGGAAUGGGAGCUACUGGAAGAGCAGGAAUGGCAUGAGGAGGCGACAGGCCAGGCCUCGGAUGGCAAAUGGACGAAGCUGAAGUAG